Messenger RNA from Salpingoeca rosetta, 2861 nucleotides. RefSeq names its product GTP-binding protein HflX. Bases 45 to 2642 code for a protein of 865 amino acids. The transcript has a single exon. Gene Ontology annotation, cellular component: cytoplasm. Gene Ontology annotation, molecular function: ribosome binding; GTP binding. NCBI's taxonomy places the organism in Eukaryota, Choanoflagellata, Craspedida, Salpingoecidae. The record is from RefSeq and is a predicted model, not a curated record.
CAGUCAUUGAAGAACACCACCACUACAACGACCAACACCCAACAAUGCUCCCUGUUGUUGUGCUUGCACGCCAGCGCUGCCGACAGCGGUGCCUGUUGCUGGCAACGGAAGCAGCGGAAGCAGCGGCAGCGGCAGCAGCAGCAGCGCAAUGCCAGCGGCGCGGAGCAACAGCGCGGCGCACUCCGCUCGCAGGUGUGCUUGCAACUAGGAGGUGGAAGAGCAGCCGCUCCUCGUCAGAUUCACACUCUGCACCACGAGCAGGAACAACAACAGCGGGCGCCGCCAGUGAUCGCGCACGCGUACUGGUACUUCAGCCCCACUUCCAUCACUACCGCCACCGAUCUCGCCGACACCCGCUGUUGCAGCUUGACGAGGCCGUAGCGUUGGCAUCGGCAACCCCAAGCCUGCAGCCAACCGCGGCACUCCUGGUGCCGGUGCGUGACGUUGCACACGACGUCUUCUUCACGCGCGGCAAGAUGGAGGAGAUGACGGCCAUUGUUGAAGCGCACAGCGCUGCCGCGGUGGCUGAUGACGAUGCUGAGCACGAUGGCAAUUGCGGGGCAGGCGUCGCGGACGACGACGACCUGAGCUUCCUUGAGGGGCAUGUGGCGCGCAAGGAUGACCCAGCUCGCCGCCGUGUGGAUGCGGUGUUUGUCAACACGCUGGCGCUCACGCCUCGCCAGCAGCUGGCGCUGGAGGAGGCGUGGGGCGUGCCCGUGCUGGACAGGUUUCGUGUGAUCUUGGACAUCUUCCGCGCACGUGCGUCGACGCGCGAGGCGAAGCUGCAGGUUGAGCUGGCGCAGAUUCCGUACGCACGCGCGCGGCUGUCCACCACCUUCCGCGCCCUUCCCGGCGACACUUUCGGCCUUGGUGCUGCGGCGACGCUGUUUGACCACCAGCACGGGCACGGCGAGCGGCAGCGUGGCGGACAGCAUGCGGUGAGUGGAGCUGGGGAGACGCCACUUGAGAAGGAGAAGCGGCGCUUGAACAUGCGGCAAAAGCGCAUCAAACAGGAGCUGGCGGAGAUCAAGAAGAGGCGCGCAGAGAUGCACAAGCGCACGCACGUCACGCACAGCUCGGAGCAUGUCGUUGCCAGCGAUGAAGGCGUUGACGGUGAUAGAGGACGGUUGCUGGUCGAUGAUGCAGACUCGGGUCGCGAUGGUGGCGAGAUGCACUUUGACGCCUUGAUGGACGACUUGCAAGGAGCGACAAGCAAGCGGCGACAUGCGAAGGCGAAGGCGAAGGGAGAAAAGCGAAGAGCAGAGCAGCCGCACAGCACCAGCAGCAACAACAACGGCAGCAGUGGUGGAGGCGGCGGUGGCGGUGGCGCACACCGCACGGGCCUGCCUGUUGUUGCCGUCGUGGGCUACACAAACGCAGGCAAGACGGCGCUUGUGCAGGCGCUGUCUGGCGCAGGUGAUCUCACGCCACGCGACAUGCUGUUUGCAACACUGGACACGGCUGCGCGGGUGGGCCGCCUGCCAGGAGGGCUUGAGGCCAUUUUCGUGGACACAGUGGGCUUUGUGUCGGAUCUUCCACACCAGCUGGUGGAGGCGUUUAUGUCCACUUUGGAGGAGGUGGCGUACGCGGACCUCAUCGUCCACGUGACAGACAGCACAGACCCAGACCGGCUCGACCAGCAGGUGUGCGUGCUGGACGUUCUAUCCUCUGACCUUCAUCUGGAUCCCGCGCUCUUGCGCAACCGCAUUCAAGUCAACUCCAAGGCUGACAUCCUCCAACAGCAACAGCGACGACAGCAACAGCAGCAACAGCAACAGCAGCUGGGUGGGGUGGAGGGCGUGGCUGAGACUAGCUCGCCAGAAACAACAGCAACAGCACCAACAGCACCAACAGCACCAACGGCACCAACGGCACCAAGGGCAGAGCGAGGGGGCUUGCCGCCGCCGCCGCAUGUGUUUGCGUAUGACUGGCGGGCGAACAUUCGAGCUGGGGACGUGGCUGUGCUGAACGAGGCGUGCGGAUACUUCAGCCAGCAGUACCAGCGACUGGUGGCGCAGGUGGAGGGCACGGGUGACGGCUGCCAUGAUGAUGAACACGACGAGCACGGCGGUGCUGGUGGUGAGCAUGGCGAACAUGGGCGCGGUGGUGAUGACGGUUAUUUCAGUGCUGGUGAAGUGUAUGCUGCCAAUGCUGACGAUGGUGGUGGCGACGUGAAGGGCGAUGGUGUGGAUCGGGAAGCGAACAGGUCAAAGCGCCAGCAGCACUCGGAGCUCAUUGACGACAGCAACGCACUCAACAUUUCUGUGCACACGGGAACCAACAUGGACCUCCUGCGGGGAGAAAUUGAGAAGCGACUGAACGCGUUGCUGGGCAGGACGACCUAUGAUGUGCUCUUUCCCGUGCAUUUUGGACAGGGCACGCAGUUCUUGCAUAAUGCAGGCACGGUGCACGCGACCGAGGUGCUGACGUCCGUGUUUGACGAUGAGCACAUUGCGCGUAUGCUGGAGGGCGAUGGCAGCGACACUGCUGGCGAUGAUCGAGUUGAGGAUGUGGAUGAGUUGGCGGAUUCGGGGCCGCUCAUGAAACUUCGUGUGACGCUUGAUGACGCUGGCACGAACCGCGUGGCGGCCUUCUUCAGCAAGGAGGGCAUUCCACUGCACAUGCACGCGGGACCGCGAUGAUGAUGAUGAUGGUGAUGAUGGUGGUGGUGGUGUGUGCUUGUUUGUUUGUUCUCUCGCCUGUUCAUGCAUCCUCCUGUAAGCCUCCAUCUGCCCCCUUCGUCUCCACAAAUGAGAAGAAUGGUGCUUUGUUACCGGCGCACCCCGCACGUUAUCGAUGCCCGUGGUUUGUCCCUUGCACACAAACACGCACACGCACACACACACACACACACACACACA